AGCGAGCCCUGCACUCAGUGCACCUGCCAGGAUGGAGAAGUGCAAUGUGAAGCCAUCUCCUGCUCCGCUACCUGCUCUCAUCCAUAUAUUUUUCCUGGAGAAUGUUGUGCUACUUGUGAAGAAUGUGCCUUUGAAGGACAUGUGUUGGAGAAUGGAGGGUCAUAUAUCUUGAAGUCUGACCCAUGUGUUGUGUGCCAUUGUUAUGCAGGAGAUGUGCAAUGUGAAGAGAGUGAAGAUUCCUGUACUCCUUGUGAGCAGAAGUCUCAGGAUUGUCAGAAUGAAGUCUCAGAACCCCUCAACUCUAAGCAACUACAAUAUUCUCCACAAGAUCCUGGACAAGUCAACGUUCCACUGAAGAUACUAAGUGCCACUAAAUCUCCAACAUUUGGCCGUCUGUCCUUAUCACAAAAGCUGCUUACGAGAAGAAUCCUGGUUACUACAGUGCCGUCUUCUCCUUUCUCUAGUUCUGUGCCCUCAGAUCAUGUCUCUCACUCAGAAUCAGUGUCUGCUCUACAGCAUCAACUAAAUUCAAAUACUGUGCCAUAUAUACAAAUCCAUCCUCUGCCAACUGGUGAAGAA
Molecule: messenger RNA, 579 nt
Organism: Staurois parvus
Lineage: Eukaryota; Metazoa; Chordata; Amphibia; Anura; Ranidae
Source: the annotation of a GenBank genome assembly